GUUUCCUUUCCACGUGGGAGUCGCAGCGAUGGCCACGGAGGAGAGUCAGUCUCCGUCGCCUGGACCUCUGGACUUGGGGGAGAGAAUAGGUGCAGACCUGCCGGCCGCACUAACCCUGUUGAAAUCCCUCCAAGACCAGGUGGUUGUGGUGACUCAUCACGUUCAGUGCCUAGCGCAGAAGGUGCGGGCGGGGGCCUACCCCACAGAAAAGGGCCUCAGUUUCUUGGAAGUGAAGGACCAGCUCCUCCUCCUCUACCUUCAAGAUCUCUCUCACCUGAUCCUGGAGAAAACGUCGGGACGCUCCGUGGCCGAGCACCCGGCCUUGCUGCGCUUGGUGGAAACCCGAACGGUGCUGGAGAAGAUGCGCCCCAUUGAUCAGAAACUGAAGUACCAGGUGGACAAAUUGGUCAAGGCGGCCGUGACUGGGGCCCUGGGUGAAAAUGACCCGCUGAGGUUCAAGCCGAAUCCCAGCAACCUGAUGAGCAAGCUCAGCGACUCAGAAGAGAGCAAAGAUGGCGAAGCUGCUGACGGUGCAAAGGCUUCUGGGAAAGGGACGGCCAAAGGCGGGAGCAGGAAAUACGUCCCGCCGCGCCUGGUGCCCGUACAUUACAACGAAACGGAGGCGGAGAGAGAGAAGAAGGCGCUGGAGCAGGCCAAGAAGCGAGCCCUCAGCAGCUCGAUCAUCCGGGAGCUGAAAGAGCAGUACUCGGACGCCCCGGAGGAGGUCCGGGAAGGGCGCUACGCCCACGCCACCAGGCGGAGCCGAGAGGACGAACACCGGACCAACUAUGAGGAGAGCAUGAUGGUCCGUCUCAACAUGACUCGGAAGGAGAAGGCCCGCCGGAGGCGAGAGGGGGCCCUCGGCUCCCAACUCAGCUCCCUCACCCAUUUUGGGGACAUCAGUGCGUUGACGGGGACAGCCGCCCCGUCGGGAGAGGGUUCGAGCCCGCAAAAGAAGAAAAGGAAGACGGUCGGCACGAAACGAGGAAAGAAGAAAAAAGGUUUCCACAGGAGGCGAUAACCCCUUCACUGCUCGGGGGCUGAUCUCUGUUAGCCCCCCAAUGCCUCGGAGUUACACACCUGCUACCACAUCUUGGGGGGGGGGGGUGCGGUGAGGGAGAGACAUUUGCCAGCAAUAAAACUCGGGAGUGUCAUCUUCUCCUGCCUAAAAA
Molecule: messenger RNA, 1172 nt
Organism: Elgaria multicarinata webbii
Lineage: Eukaryota; Metazoa; Chordata; Lepidosauria; Squamata; Anguidae
Gene: NGDN
Product: neuroguidin
Exons: 11
Coding region: 29-1021 (330 amino acids)
Biological process (GO): maturation of SSU-rRNA from tricistronic rRNA transcript (SSU-rRNA, 5.8S rRNA, LSU-rRNA)
Cellular component (GO): small-subunit processome; nucleolus
Source: RefSeq, a predicted model, not a curated record